GUAAAAAUUUAUAACCAUCGAGAAACAUGCAUUCCGAAGUAUUUGGCAUCCCCAUUACCAACAAAACUUUGGAACAAAUGCCCGAGUAUUCUAAAAAGAAAAACAUAACACGUACAGAUAGAGCACAUGUAGCCCUCAAAAUGAAGAACGCUCAAGAGAAGGAUUUCAACGCCCGUCAACACGUCGAGCUCUUAAAAAAGGAAUGGGGCAUUGGAGUGUCUACUCUUUGCCUGAUUUACAAUGCAACUGGCGACACUAUUACAUAUAUUACCAGCCAUAACUAUUAUGGGCAUCUCUAUGGCCCCGAAUACACUAAAGAGAUUGCGAAUGGCCAGUGGGGUGCAUUUUUACAUGUCAAGAGUAUUGGGGAGGCCGUUGGAUCCACCGCUGUCGUCGUUUAUCGCGGCAAAAACGAAGCUGAACAAGAAUGUGAUUGGUUGUUGGGUUGGUCCAACCCUUGGAACAGAUCGAGUUGGGAUAACAUGGUUUAUACCGAGAUCAAGGAAGCUAAGCACUAUGACAAUGGUGAUCUUUGGGGUGGGAUUGCUACUGAGAUGUACAAGUGUGGUCAGUCCAAAAGUGUCAAGUGGAAUGGAUGUUUAUCCUAUGUGUCAACUGGCAGCUACACAUCUCCCAUAUUUGAGGCCAUAAUGACACUAAAAGAUGCAGACGAAGACCCUAUUCUCUAGUCUUUUGUGGUCUAAUAAGCGUGACAUUGAUGGUUGGUGUGAGAUUACGAGUUUGAAUUUUUUUUAUCGUUUUUAUUUAAUUAAUCGAGCAACUCAACUCAAUUCAGGAUAAGAAUGUGGGACAUGGAGGCCUCUUUCUAUUAAUUUAUUUGGAAGUCUUUUUAAAGUUUGUAUUGAAUUAUUAAUAAAAGUGAUGUCAUUGUGUCGAUGUUAUUAAUUAAUUAAUGUCAUGUGCUAUUGUG
Molecule: messenger RNA, 931 nt
Organism: Diospyros lotus (date-plum)
Lineage: Eukaryota; Viridiplantae; Streptophyta; Magnoliopsida; Ericales; Ebenaceae
Product: 23 kDa jasmonate-induced protein-like
Exons: 2
Coding region: 27-689 (220 amino acids)
Source: RefSeq, a predicted model, not a curated record